CAUGCCGGUUAAACACAAUCGUGGGUGAGCGGACCAAGAGAGUUAGCUGCCCGAGGUCGGCUGAUCAAAGGGUAUUGGGCUGGAGACAGUCACAGUGAGAGCGGGAGGGGACGUGAGGUUUGGCGACACUUGUAUCGGGGAAUAAAAUGCCUGCCCUGUCCAAGUACUUCAGUGAUGAGGAGGUGAGAAGCCUACAGUCCAUGUACAGUAAAGGUGAUGUGGUAACGGUGAUCCUUGAACUGAAGCAGAAGGCAGAGGAUUUAACCGGUGUGAAGAUCGACAUUGCUGUGCUGGGUGAUGUGGGCUCCGGGAAAUCCGCCUUCAUCAAUGCCAUGAGGGAUGUUCAAAGUGACGAUCCUGAAGCUGCUCCAACUGGGAAUGGUGAAGCCAGCAAGGAGCCAACUGCCUAUUACCAUCCAUCCCUGCCAGAUGUUCAACUCUGGGAUCUCCCAGGAUUAAACUCCUUUGGUUUUGAACUGAACCGUUACCUGAAACAAGUGAAUUUUGUAAGCUAUGACUUCUACAUCAUUGUGUCUCAGGCACGAUUCAGAGAGUGUGAUGGUGAGCUAUCCAAAAGGAUUCAAGAACAACAGAAGGAGUUCUACUACAUUCGGUCCAAAAUUGACAAUGACGCCUAUUCUAUGCAGAUGCAAGGCGUUGACUUCAGUCAAGGGCAGAUGCAAAUCAUCCAGGACUGUCUUAAAAACUUUCAAAAUGUCGGAGUCAAACCACCAGCCAUUUUCCUGAUCUCUAGUUUCAAUGUGAAAGAAUAUGAUUUUCCAAAAUUAAAGAAUACCCUUGCCACUGAUCUCCAGAGAAUAAGAUUAAAAGCUUUCCAGCUCUUGAUUGAGAAGAUGAUGUGGGAAAUCCAACUUUGUUCAAGCCACAGGAGGAAGGUCUGGUUGUGGUCUGUCAUUUCUGGGGUUCUAGGCUCAAUUCCCGCCUCAGGCUUUCCCCUCCUCGCUGCCAUUAUCUCCACUGUUGCUGGGUGGAUUCAUAUCCGGCGACAGUUUAGCAUCCGUGAACAGGAGCUGCGCAGGUUGGCCAACAAGAUUGGCCAACCCCUUGCAGUACUCCUUAAUACAAGGCAGCCCCGCAGCUGGUUUUCAGCAACUGUUAGCACACUACUGGGGGCCCUCACUGUGGGUUGCACUUCAUAUAGAUUCACACACAAUAUCUCUCCAUGGGCACACUUUGCCAUUGGGGCAGUGUCCUCUUUUGCUUUUGCUUUCCACUUUCUAAAGAGCUCACUGUAUCACCGCUCGCAAGAUGAACGAACUCUUGCCAAGAUGGCACUUCAGUGAGAUGGCAGUGACCUUUAUCAGGCUGCACAUCUUCCAGUGGUCCCCAUUACCGGUCCAGAAUACCACAGUACUCAGAAUACCCUCCAACAGUUGGGUUGGGUUUGGAAAAGAGAAUCACAUCCGUUUUCUACCACCUGAUACCUGCACACUUGACAUAUUGUAGAAGUAUCAGUAUAGAGAUAGCUCAAUAUAAACUAUUGAUACCAUUCUGUAUUUCACUUUUGUUAACUGUAACUUGUUGUUCCAUAUCAUUGGAACUUCUGUGCUUGAAGCUGUGCUGUAACAUUCGCAGAAACUAAAAGGGCUCAUUUCUCUCUUCGAUACGCACACAUUUGGGCACAUUUGAAUCAGUUCCCUGAAUGCCUAAACCUGGGCAUGAUUCCCACAGAGCUGUAAUUUGUUGUGAUGAAAUUUCCCAGGUUCGCUGUUCUAAAUAAACUAUCACCUAAACAUCA
Hypanus sabinus (Atlantic stingray) is the source of this 1759-nucleotide messenger RNA. Its product is annotated as interferon-gamma-inducible GTPase 10-like. NCBI's taxonomy places the organism in Eukaryota, Metazoa, Chordata, Chondrichthyes, Myliobatiformes, Dasyatidae. Gene Ontology annotation, molecular function: GTP binding; GTPase activity. Bases 147 to 1304 code for a protein of 385 amino acids. Gene Ontology annotation, cellular component: membrane. The record is from RefSeq and is a predicted model, not a curated record. The transcript has 2 exons.